This is a messenger RNA of Camelina sativa (false flax), 621 nucleotides long. NCBI's taxonomy places the organism in Eukaryota, Viridiplantae, Streptophyta, Magnoliopsida, Brassicales, Brassicaceae. The record is from RefSeq and is a predicted model, not a curated record.
AUGAAUGCUGAGUUACAAGCUCUAGAGGGAACUGCUACUUUGAAUGUUGUUUCUUUGCCUCCAGAUAAACAUGCUAUCGGAUGUAAAUGGGUUUACAAGGUUAAACUUAAUGCUGAUGGUAGUUUGGAACAUUACAAGGCACGAUUAGUAGCAAAAGGAUAUACACAAAGAGAAGGUGGUUAUUUUGUGGAUGAUUUCUCACCUGUUGCGAAAAUGACGACAGUCAAGACUUUCCUUGUUGUUGCAGCUGCAAAGAAAUGGAGUCAGUGGUUUAUUAAGUUCAGUUCCACACUAAUGUCUUUGAGGUUCAGAAAGUCUCAUGUUGAUCAUACUCUGUUUAUAAGAAAUAUAAAUGGUAAGUAUGUUGUAGUUUUGGUCUAUGUGGACGACAUUCUUAUCAAUAGUAAUGAUGAUAAUGAGGUCUGCACAUUGAAAGAAGAUUUGAAGAAAGCUUUUACGCUCAGAGAUCUGGGGUCAUUACAAUAUUUUCUUGGCCUUGAAAUUGCAAGAUCAGUUUCAAGAAUAUCCUUAUGUCAACGGAAGUACGCUUUGGAUAUUUUGGAUGAAACUUGCAUGUUGGCUUGUAAACCGUACAUUGAGUCUGUAAUUGAUCUGGUAUAG